Messenger RNA from Nannospalax galili (Upper Galilee mountains blind mole rat), 2302 nucleotides. RefSeq names its product family with sequence similarity 163 member A (gene Fam163a). The transcript has 5 exons. Bases 396 to 905 code for a protein of 169 amino acids. The record is from RefSeq and is a predicted model, not a curated record. NCBI's taxonomy places the organism in Eukaryota, Metazoa, Chordata, Mammalia, Rodentia, Spalacidae.
GGGCAGAGCAUCCUCACGUGGGCCGGUAGGGCUGCCUGCGCCCGGAAGAAGCGCGCUGAGUCGGGGAGCGAGCGCGGGAGCCGCGGUCGGAGCGCAGCAGCACCGCCACAUAACUCGCUAAGCACAGGUCACCGAGAGAGGGGACCGACCCCGGCCGAGCGGCCCGCGGGACGCUGAGCUGGGCGCCUGGAUGAGCCGGGCACGGGAGCGCUGUCCAGGGCGCCUGCACACCCCGGUAAGCGUGCGCCCUCCGCCGCCAGGGACCAAUGCCCUUGACCAUGAUGUACCCCCAACUGCUAUGUGCUCAGGUGCAGCCUGCGUGACCAAGCCACCACUGCUUCAACUUUUCGUGUCACUGUUCCCUUCACUGAAUAGUUUGAUGGGGCGUCGGUCGGAUGACAGCGGGAACGGUUGUGAUCACUGGCGGAAUUCUAGCUACUGUCAUCCUCCUCUGCAUCAUCGCUGUCCUGUGCUACUGUAGGCUCCAGUAUUACUGCUGCAAGAAGAGCACAGACAACGAGGAUGCAGAUGAAGAAGAGGAAGAGGAGGAACACGACCUUUCCACCCAUCCUAGAGGCCCCACCUGCAAUGCCUGCAGCUCCCAAGCCCUGGGCGGCAGAGGCAGCCUGGUGCCUCUCACCAGCGAGCCCUGCAGCCAGCCAUGUGGGGUGGUGGCCAGCCACUGCACCACUUGCUCCCCAUACCGCUCCCCAUUUUACAUACGGACAGCUGACAUGGUGCCCAAUGGGGGUGGAGGCGAGAGGCUCUCCUUUGCCCCUACAUACUACAAAGAGGGGGGAACCCCAUCCCUCAAAUUGGCAGCACCCCAGAGUUACCCGGUGACCUGGCCAGGUUCUGGGCGUGAGGCCUUCACCAAUCCAAGGGCUAUUAGUACAGAUGUUUAAUUCUUUUGCCCCCAACCUGCACACACACACACCCCUAUAUGGCUGCCCCGGGAGGAGGAAUGGAACACUAGAGGGGGGCCUCCGACAGCCCCACAAGGACUAUCUCAGUUUCUCUGGCUUUCCUUGCUCCAUAGCAGAGGGUUCACUGGGAUCUGAGCUGUUGAAUGCAUUGAGGACCAGGACAGGACCUGGAUCCAACCCCAUGACUGAGGUGAGGAUCUCAUAGGUUGAGUUUAUGGCUUCCCCAGUUAAUCUGUUGAGACCUCCCUCUGACAACCCAGCUCUACCACAGCCCUUCCAGUAACCCCAAACUCCUCGCUUUGCUGGGCUGUGCAAAAGAGUUUCAGGGAAGUCUAAACAAAGGCUCUGGAGUUUCCAAAAUCCUUGGAAAAUGAAGUGGGCAUGCCUAGAAGAAAUUGGGACGAAGGGCAAAGAGAGAAAUGAGGACCAGACAAUUUGAGGAGAGGAAGAAAUGUUAAAGGUCUUAUUUGCUGAAAUGGUCCCAAGAGCUAAUUUACACUCUACUUUUUUACUUUGGUUAUCAUAGAUAGUGUGGUUCCUGGCUGCUGUGAUAGGUGCCCUUCCUCAUGGCACGCAUCAACAGACUCUGAGGCCAUGGCAUACAGGGACUGCAGCAAGAAGUGGCUAUAUAACCUUAUCUCCCCAAGUCCUCUUUGCCUCAGGAACCAGAUGCCCCCUGCUGGAGAAGCUUUUCCAGAUUUUGUCACUAAAGUUCUAGAAGCCUAGGGAACAAACCUCACUGACUGUCCCUGUUUCCGCGUGCUCAGCUACAAAUGUGGAUUUAGCCCUGUGAGGGUGUGUGUGUUCCCAUUUCCAGGUGUGUGCACACUCACAUGCAGAGGUCACCACCACCAGCAGCUGAGUGGCUUUGUCUCCUUCUGGGGUUGCAGAGAGGGAGGGUCCAAGGUUAACAAGAAAGAAAAAAUUGGCCCUCCAAUUAAAGAAGUCAAUCUCCAUGGCAACCAGAAGGCUUGUACAGGAGGGACCUGGGGCAAUACUAGAGCAGUUGAAGUUCCACACACCUGUACAAGCAACUACAGAGGUUGGGUAUACAACUUUUGAGCAUCCACCUGUGGUGCAGCACCAUGAAGCAGGACUGUAUCUCAGCAGAAGCCAUAGCCUUCAUCCCCGAGUUUUGGAGGGCUCCUGAAGAUUGGAUGUGUCUUAGCCAUUAAAUUUCAUUCUUGCUGCUGCCCUUCAACCACCCAUUUCCCCAAUCAUGGGAUGAGCUGUUUUGCUGUCCUACUCUAGCCCCAAGUCCAAGUCCCACUUCCUGCUUACACUUAGCAGUGACCUUAUGUUUUGUUUUGGUUUGGUUUUUAGUAAGUAUGCCUGAUAAGUUUUCCAGUUACCUCUGUGGUUAAAAGGUAGCUGCC